Molecule: messenger RNA, 8704 nt
Organism: Rhinolophus ferrumequinum (greater horseshoe bat)
Lineage: Eukaryota; Metazoa; Chordata; Mammalia; Chiroptera; Rhinolophidae
Gene: PCSK5
Product: proprotein convertase subtilisin/kexin type 5
Exons: 38
Coding region: 35-5701 (1888 amino acids)
Biological process (GO): peptide hormone processing
Cellular component (GO): trans-Golgi network; Golgi membrane
Molecular function (GO): serine-type endopeptidase activity
Source: RefSeq, a predicted model, not a curated record
GAGCGAGCGAGGGAGGCAGCGAAGCGCGGGGGCCAUGGGCUGGGGGAUCCGCUGCUGCUGCCCGGGACGGCUAGACCUGCUGUGCGUGCUGGCGCUGCUCGGGGCAUGCCUGCUCCCCGUGUGCCGGACGCGCGUCUACACCAACCACUGGGCAGUCAAAAUCGCCGGCGGCUUCCCAGAGGCCAACCGCAUCGCUAGCAAGUACGGCUUCAUCAACAUAGGACAGAUCGGGGCCCUGAAGGACUACUACCACUUCUACCAUAGCAGGACGAUUAAAAGGUCAGUUCUCUCAAGCAGAGGAACCCACAGUUUCAUUUCAAUGGAACCAAAGGUGGAAUGGAUCCAACAGCAAGUGGUGAAAAAACGGACCAAGAGAGAUUAUGACUUCAGUCGUGCCCAGUCUACUUAUUUCAAUGAUCCCAAGUGGCCAAGCAUGUGGUAUAUGCACUGCAGUGACAACACACAUCCCUGCCAAUCAGACAUGAAUAUUGAAGGAGCCUGGAAGAGAGGUUACACGGGAAAGAACAUUGUGGUCACCAUCCUGGACGAUGGCAUUGAGAGAACCCAUCCAGAUCUGAUGCAAAACUAUGAUGCUCUGGCCAGUUGUGACGUGAAUGGGAAUGACUUGGACCCAAUGCCUCGUUACGAUGCAAGCAACGAGAACAAGCAUGGGACCCGCUGUGCUGGAGAAGUGGCAGCCGCAGCAAACAACUCUCACUGCACAGUCGGAAUUGCUUUCAACGCCAAGAUUGGAGGAGUUCGAAUGCUGGAUGGAGACGUCACAGACAUGGUCGAAGCAAAAUCAGUUAGCUUCAACCCUCAGCAUGUGCACAUCUACAGUGCGAGCUGGGGCCCAGAUGAUGACGGCAAGACUGUGGAUGGACCAGCUCCACUCACUCGGCAAGCCUUUGAAAAUGGCGUCAGAAUGGGGAGACGAGGUCUCGGCUCUGUUUUUGUCUGGGCAUCAGGAAAUGGCGGAAGGAGCAAAGACCACUGCUCCUGUGACGGCUACACCAACAGCAUCUACACCAUCUCCAUCAGCAGCACAGCCGAGAGUGGAAAGAAGCCUUGGUACCUGGAAGAGUGUUCUUCCACACUGGCCACAACCUACAGCAGCGGAGAGUCCUACGAUAAGAAAAUAAUCACUACGGAUCUGAGGCAGCGUUGCACGGACAACCACACUGGGACGUCAGCCUCAGCCCCCAUGGCUGCGGGCAUCAUUGCACUGGCCCUGGAAGCCAAUCCGUUUCUGACCUGGAGAGACGUGCAGCAUGUUAUUGUCAGGACUUCCCGUGCAGGACAUUUGAACGCUAAUGACUGGAAAACCAAUGCUGCUGGUUUUAAGGUGAGCCAUCUCUAUGGAUUCGGACUGAUGGAUGCAGAAGCCAUGGUGAUGGAGGCGGAGAAGUGGACCACUGUUCCCCAGCAGCACGUGUGUGUGGAGAGCACAGACCGACAAAUCAAGACAAUUCGCCCCAACAGUGCAGUGCGCUCCAUCUACAAAGCUUCGGGCUGCUCUGAUAACCCCAACCACCAUGUCAACUACCUGGAACAUGUAGUUGUGCGCAUAACCAUCACCCACCCCAGGAGGGGAGACCUGGCCAUCUACCUGACCUCGCCCUCAGGAACCAGGUCCCAGCUUUUGGCCAACAGGCUUUUUGAUCAUUCCAUGGAAGGAUUUAAAAACUGGGAGUUCAUGACCAUUCAUUGCUGGGGAGAACGAGCUGCUGGUGACUGGAUCCUUGAAGUCUAUGACACUCCCUCUCAGCUGAGGAACUUCAAGACUCCAGGUAAAUUGAAAGAAUGGUCUUUGGUACUCUACGGCACCUCUGUGCAGCCAUACUCACCAACCAACGAGUUUCCUAAAGUGGAGCGUGUCCGUUAUAGCCGAGUGGAGGACCCUACCGAUGACUAUGGCACAGAGGAUUAUGCAGGUCCCUGUGACCCUGAGUGCAGUGAGGUCGGCUGUGACGGGCCAGGACCGGACCACUGCAAUGACUGUCUGCACUACUACUACAAGCUGAAAAACAACACCAGAAUCUGUGUCUCCAGCUGCCCCCCUGGCCACUACCACGCCGACAAGAAGCGAUGCAGAAAGUGUGCUCCCAACUGCGAGGCCUGCUUUGGCAGCCAUGGUGACCAGUGCCUGUCCUGUAAACAUGGAUACUUCCUGAAUGAAGAAACCAACAGCUGUGUUACUCACUGCCCUGACGGAUCAUAUCAGGACACCAAGAAAAAUCUUUGCCGGAAAUGUAGUGAAAACUGCAAGACUUGUACUGAAUCCCACAACUGUACAGAAUGUAGGGAUGGGUUAAGCCUGCAGGGAUCCCGGUGUUCCAUCGCCUGUGAGGACGGACAAUACUUCAAUGGCCAGGACUGUCAGCCCUGCCACCGCUUCUGUGCCACUUGUGCUGGGGCAGGUGCUGAUGGGUGCAUUAACUGCACAGAGGGCUACUUCAUGGAGGAUGGAAGAUGUGUGCAGAGCUGUAGUAUCAGCUAUUACUUUGACCACUCUUCAGAGCAUGGAUAUAAAUCCUGCAAAAAAUGUGACACCAGCUGUUUAACGUGCAAUGGUCCAGGGUUCAAAAACUGUACAAGCUGCCCCAGUGGGUAUCUCCUAGACUUAGGAAUGUGUCAGAUGGGAGCCAUCUGCAAGGAUGGAGAAUACUUUGAUGAGCAUGGACGCUGCCAGAUCUGUGAAGCCUCGUGUGCCAAGUGCUGGGGGCCAAGUCAGGAAAACUGCACUGGCUGCCCUGACACAAGGGUUUUUGAUGAUGGCCGCUGCGUUUUGAACUGUCCCUCAGGCAAAUUUGAAUUUAUGAACCAAUGCCAUCUCUGCCACUACACCUGCCAAGAAUGCCAAGGAAAUGAGCCUUCCAGCUGUACCUCCUGUGGAGUCGAUAAAUACGGCCGGGAACGCUUCUUGUACCAGGGGGAGUGUCGAGAGAGCUGCCCAGUGGGGCACUACCCUGCUGAGGGACACACCUGCCAGCACUGCCCAGAAAACUGUGAGCUUUGCCACAGCGCACACAUCUGCACACGAUGUAUCAAUGGCUACUUCAUAGUACCCACCAACCACACCUGCCAGAAGUUAGAGUGUGGACAAGAUGAAGUUCAAGACCCAGACUAUGAAGAAUGCAUACCUUGUGAAGAAGGAUGUCUGGGAUGCAGCUUGGAUGAUCCAGGAACCUGCACAUCAUGCGCUACAGGGUAUUACAUGUUUGAACACCGCUGUUAUAAACUCUGUCCUGAGAAGACCUACACUGAAGAAUUUGAAUGCAAAGCGUGUGAUACCAACUGUGGCAACUGUGACCAGAAUGAGUGCUACUGGUGUGAGGAGGGCUUCUUUCUCUUGGGCGGCAGUUGUGUGAGGAAAUGUGGCCCUGGCUUCUACGGCGACGCAGAGAUGGGUGAAUGUGAGCCCUGCCACCGAUCCUGUGAAACCUGCACCGGCCUUGGCUACAACAAGUGCAGCAGCUGCCGAGGGGGACUGCAGCUGCUGCAUGGGACGUGUGUGGGUCCCACCAAGACCCAGAUGGAAGGCAACUUCUGGAAUGAGCCUGUGCCCACUUCAAGCCCAUCUUUGGUGAAGAGCGUGCUGCAGGAGCGACGAAGGUGGAAGUUUCAAAUCAAAAGAGACAUUUUAAGAGAAUACCAGCCUUGUCAUUCUUCUUGUAAAACCUGCAAUGGAUCUGCAACCCUGUGUUCUUCAUGUCCGAAAGGCUCAUAUCUGUUGGCUCAGGCCUGCGUCUCUGCCUGUCCCCAAGGCAUGUGGCCCUCAGUGAGGAGUGGCAGCUGUGAGAACUGUACAGAGGAUUGUGCCUCUUGCUCAGGAGCCAAUCUUUGCGAAAAGUGCCAGACUCAGGCAGAAUACCCUCUCUUCCUCCACGAAGGCAGGUGCUACACCAAGUGCCCUGAGGGCUUCUAUGCAGAAGAUGGCACAUGUGGACGCUGUAGCUCCCCUUGCAGAACAUGUAAUGGAAAUGCCACCAACUGCCACUCUUGUGAAGGAGGCCUUGUCCUGCACCAGGGAGUGUGCCAGGAAACAUGCUCCGAGAGGCACGUGGCCGUGGAGGGGGUGUGCAAGCAUUGCCCAGAGAUGUGUCAGGAGUGCAUCCAUGAGAAAACGUGCAAAGACUGUAUGCCUGGGUCCUUCCUAUAUGAGGAUACUUGCCAUCAGUCCUGUCCCCAACACUUCUAUGCAGACGAGCACCAGUGCGUUCCCUGCCAUGAAGACUGUCUGGAGUGCAGUGGCCCCUCAGCGGACGACUGUGACCUCUGUGCUGACUCAUCCUUGGUUCUCUAUGAUGGACAAUGUUUGAAUGAGUGUCCAGCAGGGACUUACUAUGAAAAAGAGACUAAAGAUUGCAAAGAUUGCCACAAGUCCUGCCAGUCCUGCUCAUCCUCUGGGACCUGCACGACCUGUCAGGAAGGCCUGAGAGUGAACAACCACGGGAAGUGUGUGCCUCACAAAGAAUGCGCCCCCUCCGAGUACUGGGAGGAGGGGGCUGUGGGAUGCAAGCCCUGUCACGCUAAGUGCUUCCGCUGCUCAGGACCCUCCGAGGACCAGUGUCUCACCUGCCAGAGGCACAGCCUCCUUCUCAACACAACCUGUGUGCAGGACUGCCCCGAGGGCUAUUAUGCUGAUGAGGACAGCCACCGGUGUGCCCCCUGCCACAGCUCUUGUAGGACAUGUGAAGGAAGACACAGCAUGCAGUGUCUCUCCUGCCCACCAGGCUGGUUCCAGCUGGGAAAGGAGUGCCUGCCCCAGUGCAGGGAAGGGUAUUAUGCAGAAAACUCCACUAGACGGUGUGAGAGGUGUAACAAGAGCUGCAAGGCGUGCCGGGGCCCGCAGCCCAGCGACUGCCUGUCUUGCGAUACAUUUUUCUUUCUGCUCCACUCCAAGGGAGAGUGUCAUCGCACCUGCCCAGAGCAUUACUUUGCAGACCACAGCACGCACACCUGUGAGAGAUGCCACCCAAUUUGCAAAGAAUGCAAAGGAAAAGGAGUAUUGCAAUGCUUAUCCUGUGUGUGGAAUUACCACCUAGUAGGAGGAAUCUGUGCCUUGGACUGUCUUGUGGGGGAAUACAGAGUGGGAGAGGGGGAGAAAUUUAACUGUGAAAAAUGCCACGAGAGCUGCAUAGAAUGCAAAGGACCUGGUACCAAGAACUGCACUGUGUGCCCUGCCAACCUGGUGCUGCACAUGGAUGACAGCCGCUGCCUUCAUUGUUGCAACACCUCAGAUCUCACUGAUACCCAGGAGUGCUGUGACUGCCAGGAUACUACAGAUGAGUGCGUCCUUCGAGCCAGUGAGAUAGAGUCUGCGCCCGGGCAUUCCAAGACAGCCUUGCUCAUCACCUCCUCUAUUGUGCUGGUACUUCUGCUCGGGGCAGCUGUGGUCAUCUGGAGGAAAUCGCGGGGCCAAGCCCCGCCAGCAGAUAAGGCUGGCUAUGAAAAGCUGGCUGACCCUAGCAAGUCUUACACCUCCUAUAAGAGCAGCCAUCACGAGAGCACCAACUUUGAAGAGGAUCAUGUGUUUGAGUACAGGGACCGCGAGGAUGAUGAGGAUGACGAUGACGAAGAUGACAUCGUCUACAUGGGCCAAGAUGGCACUGUCUACCGGAAAUUUAAGUAUGGGCUGCUAGAUGAUGAUGAUGAAGAUGAGCUGGAAUACGACGAUGAGAGCUACUCCUACCAGUGACAGAGGUCACCUCCACACCACUCCAUUCCACUCACAGGCAUGCAUGUGAGCAUUAGAAUGGUGGGUUUUAUUCUCACACACCAGGCUGAUGUAUGCGUGUUUGUAUUUUCUUCUUAACCGUGACACCAACUAGAGUAUGUAAGAAUGCUGAAGUAUAUUUUUCUUUCUUUGAGUGGCUAAACUUGAUUAACCAUAAUUGCUCCACCAUCACUGAGGAACAAGGAUGAAAUCCAGAGGGAUUUUCCCCCAAACAAUAUGGCAAGACACGAAACACAGGAAGUAAAAACAAGUCAGAUUUGUAUAACAUGUUUUACGUGAUUUUUGUUUUUUAAGGAAGUGGAGAACCAUUUGCAAUCUCGCUCCCCAGCAUAUGUCAUCAAUUUGGCUCAAACUAACUCUUAUAAAAACUAAAAAUAAAAAAGAAAAAGGGAAGCGGGUUUAUAAAAAUUCUGUUUCUUGGCUGUAUUGUGGAAAUAUGUACUGCACUGCCUUCUGGAAUUCUGAUAUUUCUGUAAACGAUUUUUGGGGAUGGGGCGAUGAAAGGGUUGUCUGUCUUAGAGGACUUCUCCCAUUAGCUCUCUUUAGGCAGAGAUUCGUUUUGUAAGAACCAACUAAAGAAGGUUCUCAUGCCAUUUAACAAUUGACUCCAGAUUACUCCUGGUGAGCAAAAGAGACCACCUCUGCUGACAAUGGUCACGACCUAUUUCGAGAUGAGGGAGAAAAAGGGAGGCAGCAUUCUAGCUGAGGAAUCAUGUGUUCAGUGGGCUCUGGUUCCUCUGCCUUAAUCCAGGGUCAUUAUAACUCUAGAAGCAGAACAAGCUCAGGCAGGAGAUAGCAGCAAUCCCAGCAGGAAAGAAAUCACGAAGUUUCCAAGAAUUGCAGCACUAUACCCUCAUGAUUUUAUAAGAAUGUUUCUAGUUGGAAACAUCAGCUAAGACAUCAAGUAGUAAAAACAAAAUCGCAGUAUUAACCUAAUAUGAAAUGACCAAACUACAUCCACUCUAAUAAAAGACUUUAGCUACUAAAGCAGAAAGCUUUCAUCAACAGCCUGUCACAGAACUGUGGAUUCUCCAUAGAAAAAUUUGGAAUUGAGUCUAACAUGCAGAAUCCCAACUUCCGGCUCACAAGCUUAAUCCAGCUGCUGACCAGCCUUCCAACAUUCUUUGUUCCUGUGAUUUUUGUUUCUAGACAUCCUAGACCUCCCUUUUUCCACUUUCCUGCCAAAUACAUGCUUGGAUUCAUGCACCUAGGGCAGUUUUUCUGCAGAUAAUACAGAGAGAGGGAUUCUUGCUGUGUGAAUUUUGCAGACUUCUUUGUCAAAACAGAAGUUUUUGACAGUACUAGGCAGUACUAGGAACAAACCACCAGAAAUUUUCAGAUGUUGAUGACAUUUUCAGGUGAUGAUGAUAAUUUUAAAAAAUUUAUUGCACACCUACCACAUACCAGGUACCGAGCUAAAUAAUUUCUUUUAGAAAAAUCAUGUAAUACCACCGUAACUUUAUGAGGUUGGUACCAUUAUUACUCUGUUUUCAUAGGAAACAUGAGGCUUACAAGAGGUUAAGUAACUAGCCCAAGGCUGACAGAAAGCCAAUCAAGAUUCAAGGAAAUAGAACAAUCCUAAAGCGCAUGUCCUUAAUAAUUAUGCUACACUGUCAUAAAGUGGGAAAAGAAGCAUCCUAAAUCUGAUAAAGGCAUGUCUGUUAUUUUAUGAAAUGGCAACUAUAUUACCUUCACUAAAUUUAUGCAUUUUCUUUUUUAAAAACAUGAUGUACCACUAACACAAAAAAUCUCUGUGAAGAAGUCUACAGUUUAUAGAAGGCCUCAUUGUUUCAUAGGGGAAAGCUCUUAAAGUAAAGGUUGGCAAACUCACUCUGGAAAAGGCCAGAUAGUAAAUACUUUAGGCUUUGCACAACUACUCAACUCUGCCAUUGUGGCAUGAAUGCGGCCAAUCCAUAAUGAAUGGGUGGGUUGUGCUCCAAUAAAACUUUAUUUACACUAAAAUUUGGAUAUAAAAUAAUUUUCACAUAUCAUAAAAUAGUAUGAUGCUGCUUUUGAUUUUUUUCUUAAAUCACGAAAAAUAUAAAAACCACCCUUAGCUCAAGGCAGUACAAAAAUCCCAACUUCCCGCUCACAAGCUUAAUCCAGCUGCUGGACCAUAUUUGGCCACCAGAUUAUAGUUUGCCAACCUCAUCUUAAAAAAAGAAAUUCUUAAGAGAUCACGUGCAUCAUACAUGCAUACGAUAUGCCUCCAAAAUUUUUUGAUUGUUUAAAAUCAUCUCUUCAAAAUCUUUUUGAACCUGAUAGUUCCAUUUGUAAUUCUUAGAAAUAAAUAAAAAUACAUGUAAGAUAGCCAUGAUACCAAUGGAAGAAUUUCUCCUCUCUUGCUGUGUAAUUACAGAGUGUAGCCUAUAGAAAUAAGCACUUUUGUUUAUACUGUGUUUUUCAUCUCCCCUGAUAAUUCUAAAGCUCUGAUAAACUGAGUUUGACAUUUCUUUGUGUAGCCUGGAAAUUGUUUUCCAAGAAAAAUAUUUGUUUAUGAUACACAGUUAAAGAUUAAAUGAGGUCAAGAUGACCUUGCAUACUAAGAAAAAUUGUAUUGUUGUUACUCUGUGUGAGCCUGAAAAGAAGGUUCAUGCUGUGUAUUGGUUCAGUUUGACAUCUUUCCUUCUUUCUUCUUAGUUAUACUACAUUAUUCUUAGACAUCUUUUGUAUUCUAUGGUAACAAUUAUCUAAAUAGAUAAAUAUGUGGUUGGGAAACAAAGUCACUUUUUGGUUUCCUGUCUGCAAAUAACUUGGAAGUAUUAAGAAUAUCCUUGUAGACUGGAACUGCACCAAGAGGCUGGCCAGGGGCUUGGUAGGUUCCAGUUCAUAGAAAGUAACUGUAAAGUUGGAAAUAAAACUAAAUCGAGACCAGAUCAUUCUACAGGGACUUGCUUAUGAACACACCAUUUCUGAGCACUUUCUAUACACUUAGUACAAUCAAGCACCAGUUUACAACGGGGA